AUGGCAUCCAGACUGACAUCUUCUGCCUUCCCAACGCCUUCUUCUAUCCGCUUCCAUCACGAUGUUCGUGCCAUGCGCUCAGAUGUGCGUGUGACACGGAAACUGUGCGUGAGGGUUCGAGAUCCGCCAAAACAGUUGACCAACACAAAUCCUUCGAAGCGGCAUAGGGAGAGACUAAAUGGUGAACUCGAGACCGUUGCCAUGCUUCUCCCAUACGACGGGUCUACCAUCAGCCGUCUCGACAAGCUCUCCGUUCUUCGGCUCGCCGUCAGUUUCCUUCAAUGCAAAGCUCACUUUCAAGCCUGUCUCCACAACUCGCAAUUCCUAUCCGCUGGAUUCCCGAUGUCAACGCACUCCUAUUCCUACCAACCACACCCUCCAAUGCCGUUCUCUAACAAGGUUCCAACGAUCUACGAUCCCCGUAUCGGUACUCCAAUGCUCGAUCCAGAAGAAGCGAAUUUCGAGGAGAUCGCGCUGAAAUCUUUGGGAGGCUUUCUUUUGGUUCUGAAUGACAAUGGAGAAAUCUAUUAUGCAUCUGAAAAUGUUGAAGGAUAUUUGGGAUUUCAUCAAUCGGAUAUUCUACAUCAACCGGUUUAUGACUUGAUUCAUUCCGAGGAUCGAGAUGAUAUAAGACAGCAGUUGGAUUCUAAUUUUCAUAUUCCGACGUCGACGUCUUCAACCUCAUUUGAUAUUUUUUCACCGCAAAACUCCAAAUACCUCGACCGUAAUGUCAACGCUAGAUUCCGAUGCUUGUUGGAUAACACUUGCGGGUUCUUGCGAAUCGACAUGCGUGGAAAACUAAUGUCUCUCCAUGGCCUUCCGUCGUCUUAUGUGAUGGGGAGAACCGCGUCGGGUCCGGUUUUAGGGAUGGUUUGUGUUUGCACGCCGUUCGUUCCACCAUCAACAUCAGAUUUAGCUUCAGAAGACAUGAUUCUGAAGACGAAGCACCAGUUGGAUGGGGCACUGGUUUCAAUGGAUCAGAAAGUCUACGAAAUGUUAGAAAUCGACGAGUCCGACCUCCCAAUGAAUCUCUAUAAUCUAGUCCACGUGGAAGAUGCCGUUUGUAUGGCAGAAGCACACAAAGAAGCCAUCAAAAACGGGUCAUCCGGUCUUCUAGUCUACCGUCUAGUCAGCCUAAAAUCUCAACGGACGUAUUUCGUUCAAAGUUCGUGUCGACUGUUCUACAAGAAUAGUAAGCCGGAGUCUAUCGGGUUGACACAUCGAUUGUUGAACGAAGUGGAGGGAACAAUGCUUCUGGAAAAGAGGAGCUCACUGAAAGCCAAGCUAUUGUCAUUUGACGACUCCUUCCUUCAAUCACCCAGAAACUUGCAAUCCACUGCAGCACUACCACUCCCACCAGCGUUGAAAGAGGAUCAGGAGGGACUGGAACCAUCCACCUCAACUACUCUUUUCCCAACUAUUUCUAUCCCUCCAACACCUACAAAACCAUCUCGUCGACGAAAAGAAACCGCAGAAAUGGUCCCUGUCCCAGCGACAAUUCAACCCGCAAUCCAGCCACCAAAUGCUCCUCAUUUCGAAAUGCAAAUGUUCGAUCCGUCAUGGAAUAAUGGAGUCUCAUGGUCUCAUGAUUUAUAUCAUCAGUAUCCACCUACCUAUCCACCUCCACCAGUGGCUCCGAUUGUCGGGUAUCCAGAAGUUCCGAUUCCAAAUAUUGAUUAUACGGCGGUGUGGCAGCAGAAUGAUCUCCACAUGCAAAUGUCAGCCUUGCCACAUAGUUUUGUACAGGAUGUUCAGAAGAUUCUUGAAUUAUCUGUUAGUGCUGGAUAUACUCUUUUGAGUCUGUAA
This is a messenger RNA of Caenorhabditis remanei, 1806 nucleotides long. RefSeq lists its product as uncharacterized. The record is from RefSeq and is a predicted model, not a curated record. Gene Ontology annotation, biological process: regulation of transcription by RNA polymerase II. Lineage: Eukaryota; Metazoa; Nematoda; Chromadorea; Rhabditida; Rhabditidae. Bases 1 to 1806 code for a protein of 601 amino acids. Gene Ontology annotation, cellular component: nucleus; aryl hydrocarbon receptor complex. Gene Ontology annotation, molecular function: protein dimerization activity; transcription cis-regulatory region binding; nuclear receptor activity. The transcript is spliced from 12 exons.